Messenger RNA from Tripterygium wilfordii, 1177 nucleotides. RefSeq lists its product as uncharacterized. Bases 87 to 866 code for a protein of 259 amino acids. The transcript has 3 exons. Gene Ontology annotation, biological process: rRNA base methylation. The record is from RefSeq and is a predicted model, not a curated record. Gene Ontology annotation, cellular component: cytoplasm. Gene Ontology annotation, molecular function: rRNA (uridine-N3-)-methyltransferase activity. NCBI's taxonomy places the organism in Eukaryota, Viridiplantae, Streptophyta, Magnoliopsida, Celastrales, Celastraceae.
UGGCACUCAUUUGUCCGGUUAAAAGAAAAGUAAAGUGCUUCAUUGUUGAUUGGCCGAGCAGAUGAAAGUCUGCUCCUUUUCCUUAGAUGUUAAGAAAGAUGAAAAAAUUGAGUGAAACAGAGAUCGAAAUGGGAAAGGAAGAACGUGAGGAAAUUGAAUCAUCGUCACAAGAAGAAGAAGAAGAAGAAGUAGAAGAAGGAGACAGUGAUGAAAACGAUUAUGAGAGAGGACUGGUGGAGAAAUGGAAAACCCACUACUCAUCAAAGCACAGAAUACUCUUGGUUGGAGAGGGAGACUUCUCCUUCUCUCUUUGCCUGGCCAGAGAGUUUGGUUCCGCCCUCAACAUGGUUGCCUCCUCGCUUGAUAGCCAAGAAAACAUAACGAGCAAGUACAGUAAUGGAGUGAAGAAUGUUAGGGAGCUAGAAGAGAGAGGAUGCUUGGUUCUCUAUGGAGUUGAUGCAAAGCAAAUGGGCCACCAUUACUUCCUCAAGACUCAGAGGUUUGAUUGGAUUGUCUACAACUUCCCCCAUGUGGGCUUUCUCUUUCGAGAGGAUAGUUACUGCCAGAUCCAGUUGAACAAGAGACUGAUAAAGGGUUUCUUGAAGAAUGCAAAGGUUCUGCUAAGGGAGAAUACAGGGGAGAUUCAUAUAUCGCACAAGGAGGGUGAUCCCUACAACAAAUGGGAUUUAGUUAAGAAAGCAGAGAAGAUAGGGCUGGUUCUCCAUGAAGUCGUGCCUUUUAACAAAGAUGAUUAUCCAGGAUAUAAUAACCAGAGAGCUCAAGGAAGCUCCUCUGAUGAUUCCUUUCACCUUGGCGAUUGUAGUACUUACAAGUUCACAUGCAAACUCUCCCAUAUUUGCUUGUAAUGAGAUUACGACUGUUAAACUCUUGACUAAUGAUGGUAUGGUCAAAGGCGAGGGGACUUUGGUAAAAUAUGUUGCUUUCCUAUGACCAUCUAGUUUGUUUCAGUAUCUAUGUUUGCCAUAGUUUGUUUCAUUAACCUUUCCUUCUCGUUCUCAUUGUUUCCCUGGAACAAGAUCCUUCCACAAAGCCAACACCUCUUUUUUCUCUUCAGCUACUUGAUUUUUCACUAUUUACUCUUCAGAUAUCAUUAUAUAUGAAAUAUCUUGAAGAAAAUUGUGUUUGAUUCACUCAAUCCAAUCUUUCAACAUUUGCU